GUCAAGGUCAAACAUAAGCCUGAAAAUGGAAAAUGUAUGUCAAACAAAAGUUUUCAUUUAAUUAAUUUUAUACAUUUUUCUAAUGUUUGUUAUUAAAUUACUUGAUGAUUUAGAAAUCAGUUACCUUUCCCAUGAAAAAUGUUGAAAUUUGGUUCAAAACAUGACAGCAAUAUCGUUUUUAAAUGUACAGUACGACUUUUGGAAGACACAGAACUAUUAGAAUGUGAAUAUAGGCCCCACGACAAAGGAAAACAGUUACUUAAUUAUGUAUGUCAACAACUUAAUCUUAUAGAACAAGAUUAUUUAGGCCUUCGUUAUGUGGACAACCAGGGUCAGAGACACUGGUUGGACCUGGGAAAAUCAAUAGUCAAACAAGUAAAAGACCUAGAUCCAGUACUGUUUAAUUUUCGAGUCAAGUUUUAUCCUCCUGAUCCAUUCCGACUUAAAGAAGAAAUCACCAGGUAUCAAAUAUUUCUACAAUUAAAAAGAGAUUUGUUGCAUGGUCGUCUCUACUGUGGCACCAAUGAAGCUGCUAUGCUAAUGGCUUUAUUAGUUCAAGGGGAAUUGGGUGACUAUGAUCCAGAAAUUCAUGUAGGCCAUUAUGUAGCAGAUCUCAAAGUACUUCUCAAGCAAACUGAAACAAUAGAAGAAAAAGCAAUGGAGAUACAUCAAAAACAAUUGAAAGGUCAAGAGCAGUCACACAUUGAAAAUUGUUUUUUAAAAUUAACUUGCCAGUUAGAUACUUACGGGGUUGAUCCUCAUCCAGUGAAAGGUUUAUUACAGGAUCAUAAAGGCACCCAACUUUACUUAGGAAUCAAUUAUAGUGGUAUUUUAACAUUCCAAGGAAGUAGAAAGACGCAUCAUUUUAGGUGGCCUGAUAUUCACAAAAUAAAUUAUGAGGGAAAAAUGUUUAUUAUUCAUUUAAAUUAUAACGAAAAAAAACAUACUGUAGGCUUCAAAUGUCCAACAGGAGCUGCAUGUAGGCAUAUAUGGAGAUGUGCCAUGGAACAAAUGCUAUUUUUUACUUUACCAACUAGUUCAGAUGCCCCAUCCGUGGUAUCAGGUGGUGGCUUUUUUUCCUGGGGAACAAAGUUUAAGUAUACUGGCAGAACCGAAAGAGAGAUAUUGGAUGAUACAGGCUCGCCUAGCAGAAAAGAACCCAAUGUACAAAGGACCUCUAGUAUGAGAAGGAAAGCUUCAAGUGUGCCUGCGACUCCAUCAACUCCUUUACAGCCUCACCUAGGUUAUAAUAGUUUACCCCGUUCAAGUCAUUCAGACGUGGGAGGCUCUCAUAUGGAAUGUAGUAGUAGUUCUGGUAUACUCACAGGACUUGAUGGUAACCCAGUUCAAGGGUAUAGUGAUGUGGCUGCCUUAGAAACAGUGUGUGAAGAUUCAGAAGCAAUAGGUGGAAAAAAAAUACGCACAGACUACUGCAUGCUUAAAUAUAAGGACGACUCCAUUGAUAGAUUUAGUGAUUACUAUUUCCGUGAUUCAUUCGAACAUUCCUCAUCAGAAUCUCAAUUGAUUGAUAAUAUUUAUCGAUAUGAUAAUACGAAUCCAUCACAUCGGUCUAGUCGUAGUCCGACACCACUGUCACAUUCUCAAAUAGAAGCGCGCCCUUACAUGCCCGGUAAUACGCCUCCAACAGAGCAGAGUUUGCAUGAGAAGGGUAGAAGGUUCAACGUCAUUGGUGCCUUUCUACCAGCACUCUUCGCUGUUACAGUAUUUUUAGUUGCUGUCAUUAUUAUCUUGUUAGAAACUGAUAAUUCCUUUUUUGGGAACAUUCCAGUAAUAGUUGCAUUAAGAUACCAUAUAUAUGAACCCGUUAAAUCGUUUUUUCGUGAUAAACCAUAAUUUUUUAAGGCUAUUUAAAUCUCAACAACAGAAAAUGUGAUGGUAUUUUCGACAGCAGCUUUUGUACAUUCGCAUUCCCAGGAUCUAGUAAAAAAUAUAUAAUUAGCUUUAUUUUUUAUUUUUUUAAUAAGUGUUAUAGAUACCUAUGUUUUUAUAUUUUAUUACUGUUUUUGUUUUACAUAGAUGGAAUCAAAUAAGAGCUUCACUAAGUAACAUCCGGAAAUAAGCCACAAUAGUUAUUCAUCUAAUUUGUUUAUUAAUUUGCCUCCCUUAGAAGGAAGAAAUUACAUUUAAUUUUAUAAACUUACACAAAUUAAGUACAGGGUGUUCAGUUCAAGUACAAAUAUCUCAAUACAUGGGCGCGUUCAGAUUGAAGAGUCCAGACGACGUCCAGUGAAGAGCGCACCCGAUAGAGAGCGCACUCCGUGUGUGCCCGGCGAUUCGCCCAAUCUGAACGGCCAAGACGCAUUCUUUCUUUAUAACCUCAAUGAUUCUAACAUUUUUGCCGUUUUCUUCAUAAUUUUUUAAAUAAAUACCAACUAUGGAAGAAGCCAGAGUAUCUUUAUAUUUAAAGAGUUAUUGAAUGAUGAGGACGCUUCAUCUUCGGACGACGAGGAUGUGCUAGUGUCAGUGAUUGCUAUCAAUUUAGCAUCACAAACUAAACAAAAAAAAAGAAAGAGGGCACCUUUUUUUUAAAUAGAGUUGAUGAGGAUAACGAAGAAUUUAGAUAAACCCACCAUAACUCGCAAAAAUAAUUAUUUACAAUAUUUGCCUUUAUUAUUUAAGGUUAGAACACAAACGCGCAUGCGGGGCAAAUUUUAUCUUGCUAUUUUAUGGGAUGCAAAAGUGUGCGCCCGGGCGUCGUCCGGUAAAAAUCUACUGACAAUCUGAACGGCUGGGUAAAUUUUACCCAAAGCAAUCUGAACGGUCGGAACGCGCUCGGGCGACACCCGACGUUCAAUCUGAACGCAGCCCAUGAAUAUAGAGACUAAACGCAAAAGAUACAUAUAGCGCUGUCUCUCUGGAUGUAGUUGGAGAAUCUGACAGAGUUUGGAAAGAUGGCGUUUAAAAAAAUUACCCUUACUAUCUUAUGUCUUGACGUGUGACAAAGAUUUUUCGUUAACAUGAAUUAUACAAAAUAAUAUAUUUUUGUCCUAAUCCUUUAAAUGUAUACAAAAUUAUCAUGCGACUUCUAAUGGGGAGCUUCUCCGAGGAACUGUUUUAUUCCAUAUGCAUGCAAUAUAGCAAAUAACAGCAAUUACAUUUUGGUUGUUGUUCUUUCACUAGUACUAGUGAACCAAAAUCCACUUAUGUUUUUUUAUAUGUAUGUCCGACUAGGGAAGUUGAGUUCUUUAUUUUUGUAUUUUAUUAUUAUACCUAGCACUUUCAAUAAUAUGUUAUAGUAAACUAAAUUUAAAAAUGGUGGAUUAUCUUAGAUUUAUACAAAGGCACCACCUCCAUUUGCAUAAAGAAAUCCUUAAGUUUGUAUAGUUAAAAUUUUCUCAUUUAUGGAAUCUAAAAUUAUAAUCACAAAGCAAUAAAUUUAUGUACGUACACGAAACUUAGAACGAGCGCCUAGCCAAAUAUAUGAAUAUGUUGAUAGUUAUUGGCGGUGCCCUUUUGGUACUUUUUGUAAAAUAUUCGUAUACGCAGUCAUAGCUUAACAUAUUAGUUUUAUUUACGGUGUGCAUAUAGAGAGCUGGGUAAUAUUUAAUAACUGAGCUAUAGAUAUACUAUAAUAUGCAACUUUCAGUAUCUUAUUUUUAUAAAAAGGUAAACAUUCAACAGCUUGCAUGGGAUAAAAACUCACACUAUGUGAAAAUGAACAAUUAUAUGUAAUAUUCUAGGAAAAUGAUAGAACUUCAUUUAUUCACCUCAGAGUUUAUUUCGGAUAACAAUAUCCUGCCACCUUGCAGAUUUUAUUAAAAUACUCAAAACAAGUACCUACUUACUUUGUGUUUAUAUUACGAGUCAUAACCUUGUUACAGGGUAUUUGAUUAUAUUUAAUACCAUACCUACAGCCUUUACUAUUUAGGAUAGAAAAAAAAUUUAAAAUCAAAACUUGACAGUUUUUCUCUCUAUUUUCUUUUAACAUUAUCAGAAGAAACAAAAUCGCAUUGGAAAAUGGAAAAACGUAGACAACUUUAAUUUUUUUUAAUGGGACACACUGUAUAUUAUGCGAUAAAAUGAAAGAUCUUUUCUUCCUGAUUCCAAAUAUAUAUAUUGAUCACAUUUGCUAGAGCCAUUUUUGAUAUAUAAAUAAAUAGUAAACGUUGUAGGUAUGGGCUUAAAUAUAAUCAAGUACCCUGUACCUACAUAUUCUUAUGUUUUUAUUCGAUUUUGCGAUAAGUUAUUUCUCCUUACUACAAAACAGAAAUAGAUGUAAAAGAGCUCUCGUUUUAGAAAGAGAAAUUUACAACUUAUAAUUGUGUCCAAUCAAACCAAACUGAGUUAUUUCAAAGCAUUACAUAAGUUAUCAUGACAAUAGUGAUAAAAUUGAGUCACAGGUUCGAAAACAUCUUAAAUAAUCAUUUAUGUUACCUAGCAUGUUACUUAAACCAAUAAGGUGUAAAAAAAAUAAUAAUAUUAGUGAUAGAGGUAUUUCUUAUGAUCUCGAAAUACUGAAAGUGGCAUAUUUUAAUUAAUAAUCAUUUAGUUUUCUUCAAACUUGCGAAAAACCCUUUUUUACCAAUAAUUCUAUAGUUCAGUUAUAUAUGUAUUUGAUCAUAAUGAUAAUAUUUAAUAUUAGAUAAAUUUACAAAAAAGAAACUCAUUCUGCGAGUGGUUAUUGAUAAAAAAACGUAUAGUAUUGAAAUACGCUUUUGAUGACAUAGUUUUGUUUUAACUCAUAGAAUCUAGUUUUACCAAUUGAUUAUUUUUAUAUGCUUAAAAAAUUAGAAGUAAUAUAUUUAGAGUUCUUGUGCAAUUAAUAGUAGACCCAGUAUGUUUUUUUUGGUACUUUCAGUAUCAUAUACCUGAAGUUACUUAGGCUUUUGUAGACCUCAUGCACAAAAUGUCAUCGAAUUAGAUUUAUUUGUUGAUAUUUUUCUGUGGCUGUGUUUGCAGGUUAGUAGAAAGCAUGUAAUUUUUGUGAGAAAGUUUUGAUGUAAAACGCACAAACCUGCGAAGAUAUCCAAGGAAUAAAGAUAUUUUUAUAGUAGCACUAGUGAUAAUAAUAACUGACGGACUGGAUUGAAUAAAGUAUUUUCUUUUCAACAAACCCUGUAUCUGUUUCUACUUUCUACCAUAAUGUUUUUUUGAUUUUUGAAAUUGUAUCAGAUACAAAAAUUAUCUCACCACAAAACUGUUUAAAUGGGGACAAGAAUAUCAAGUAAACAAAUAUGCAUAUGCACAGGAGUUGAAAUGAAAACAUUGGAUUGAAUUUUUUUUAUGCCAAACAAUAUUAUUUGCCCAUUGCUUGAGACUAUAAAGCAAACCCAAAAAUGUUUAAACAUGUUGCAGAUCGUAGAAUAAGAAUAAUGCAUUUCGCAAAAAACUUUUUGUUUCUGUGUUGAGAGAGGCCUCUAAACUGUAAACAAAAAUUGUUUUCCUAAAGUUGAUUGCCACUUCACAAAACUCCGCCCAUUGCUCAUUCAAACCUAAUGCCUCUUGCUGAAUAUUUUGUUCUUGUUUUUUUUUUUUCCAAAUUAAAUGUUCACUAUUCAAUUCAAUUGUGUUUUCAACAAUUAAUUUAUGUGGGGAAUUGAGGUGAAAAUCGAAACCAUAAAAUCUUGUUAUUAAAAAUUAGUUCAUCGGUUAUAAAAAAUAUCACAAAUGCUGAUUUUGCCUUUAUUUUCAAGUAUGUGUUGUGUGGUCCAUAUAGGUUUUAAAUUAAUUAUUAAAUAAUGUAGUUGUAAAUUUCAGUUACAAUUUCAAUUUAGAUAAAAGUGUACUAUUAAUAGAAAUAAGGAGAGUAAGCAUAGCAAGUGUUCAUUAAUAAGUUUUGUCUUUUUAAAAUAAAUCUGUGAUCUUUUCUCAAUCUGCUGUUUUAAACAUAGACAGAUACAAAAUGUCCCAUUCCCUAAAUAUGAAUAAUUCCUCAAAUCAAAAUGUAAUAUAUGUAGUAUUAUUUUUUUGCUUGGAAGUAUGAUCCAAAAGUAUGCAUUGUUUUUAUUGAAUAAGGCUCUAACGGUAUCAUUGCAUUCGUCCAAUAUUCAUAAAACUAGCCAUUCAUGUAUGUUUUUAUUUAGUAGGCAUUAUAAAUUCUCGCAAAUUAUUUUAUUGUCACAACAUAUUAUAUGUCGAUACAUAUUAGUGUCCGACUGAAGAAAAUACUGUUGCCAAACAUGUGUGAUGAUAAAAUAAUUUGUGGAAAUUCAAUAGAGUCUUUUAGUAAGGUAAAAUGAAUUUUCAUCAAGUAGAUAAUGGCUAACUCAGUGGAAUAUUCUAGAGAUGGAUGAUACAUAUCUUUUUUACAACGAAAAACAAUUUGUAAAGUUUUGUGUACUUAUCUAACUGUUAUUACCUUCCAUAAAGUUACCUCUCCAUUUGUUGAUAUUUGUUUUUGUAAAUAUACAUUGAUAAAAUGCUCAGGAUUUCUGAACAAGUGCUCGUGUUUUCCAGCAUUCAUAGAAGUAAAAAUAUUGCAAACUUUUGAUCAAAACCCUAUAAAAUAUUAUAUGCUUUUUAGCUCCAAUAUUUAAAAUACCUGCAUCACAAGGCAAGUAGCAGAAGGGUGUUUGAUGUCCUCACAUAAAAUAUCAAUGCAAAUGUUUUUUUUUAAAUAUUUUUGUAAUUAUUUAUGGGGCCAUAAUUAUAAACCGUAAGGUAUAUUUCUUCCAUAAUCUAUUUCAUUUAUAUGUGGAAACAAUUGAAAGAGUCUUCAGUACCUGUUGCAUCUUUCUCAUUUAUAGAUGGAGGUUGUUUCAAACACAGCACUCAAGCCUCAGAAAUAAAUUUGAAAAAUGUAAGCCUACGAAAUAAUUGUCAGUCAGAUUGAUUGAAAGCUUAAAACUGUGAAGAAAUGUGUCGUUUUUAUCUUACGGUGUUUUUUUUUAAUCUGCUUUAUAGUUACCUAAUUUUAGCAUUUACGAAAUACGUUUUUUGUAAUAACUUUCUACAAGUAAAACCUUUGCCAAAUAAAAAUCUG
Ceutorhynchus assimilis (cabbage seed weevil) is the source of this 6943-nucleotide messenger RNA. The record is from the annotation of a GenBank genome assembly. Lineage: Eukaryota; Metazoa; Arthropoda; Insecta; Coleoptera; Curculionidae.